UAUAGUUUUGGUAUGAUUAUGUGGGAAUUAAUGACAGGUAGAAGACCUUUUUGGGAUAAAAAUCAUGACGCAGAACUUAUUAUCGAAAUAUGUGAUGGAGUUCGUCCUCCAAUUGUUACAAAUGCACCUGAAGGUUAUGUUGAAUUGAUUAAAGAAUGUUGGCACUCUGAUUCAAAUAAAAGACCAACAGCUAAUGAUCUCUCUAAUAUUUUUAGCUAUAAUGGUAAAUUAGAUUAUUAUAAAGAAUAUAGUAACUACCCAACUAAAAUUAUAAAGUCACCAGAUAUUGGACCUAUAGUAAAUAAUCCAAAUGCCGUCUAUAAAAGCAGGCCAUUAAGUGCAAUGGUAAAAUCUGCAGAAUCAACCAGAAGUUUAAAGAUUCAAAGAUAUAAAUCUUUUAAUGGUAUCUUUUAUUUAAAUUUAAUAAUCGGGUUUUAUUGUUAAUAUUAAAUACUAAUAAUCUUACAAAACACUUUUAAGAGGGUAAAAGAAUGAUUAAUGAUAAUUCGAUUGAAGACACUGGAAAUAGUGGUAAAAAAAAAAUCAUUAAACUACUAAUAAGUUAAUUGAUCAUAUUUUUUAUAAUUAUUUUUUUUUUAUUAUUAAAAAAAUUAUUUUAGAUAAAAUCAUUAAAAAAAUUAAAUUAAACAAAAACGAUGAUUAUUUGUCAAAAGAACUUGAAUUUGACAUUGAU
This is a messenger RNA of Rhizophagus irregularis DAOM 181602=DAOM 197198, 694 nucleotides long. Lineage: Eukaryota; Fungi; Glomeromycota; Glomeromycetes; Glomerales; Glomeraceae. The record is from RefSeq and is a predicted model, not a curated record.